CUGUUUUAGAACUUAAUAAUUAGAUGUGAUAUUUUAAAUUAAUCGAAUGAGGAAUAAAUAGUUCUUUGUUCAAAUCGAUAUAUCGAUGGAUACGAUAACUUGUCGAGAAUCGACUUUGGAACACAUUCGCAGCAUUGGCAAAUGUUGGCAGCACUGUACUGUAGUCUUGCUAGUAUAUUUCCAUAUUUUCGACUUCCGUAUGUUUUUUGUUUGAUAUCGAAAGGAAAAAGAAACACAAUGGAGACUGUGCGACCAUGCGGUUGCAAAGGGAUACGCUCUUGUUUGAUUUGCGAAAUCGAAUAUGAGAUUUCGAAGCCAGAUUUGAAGAACGAGUUACAGAAAAACAAAAGUUACAUUUAUUGUCCACAUUGUGAUAAAUUAUCACCUGGAUGGGAUAUAGAUGAAUAUAAGAAACAUCCUUAUCACGAUGGGAAUUUAAUUGAUUAUCCUGGUGUUUACAUCAAGCUAGAUUUUUUAAAGGAAGAUGAGAGUAAGGAGCUCAUGAAAGCACUCGAUGAUAUUCCUUGGCAAGCUUCACAAAGCGGUAGAAGAAAACAGAAUUUUGGGCCAAAAUGUAAUUUCAAGAAGCGAAAAUUACAAUUAGGGUCAUUUAACGGCUUUCCCAAAACAACACAGUUUGUACAGAAGAAAUUUGAGGAAAUCCCGUUGUUACAUGAUUUUAAAACUAUUGAACAAUGUUCACUGGAAUAUGAUUCUGAACGAGGCGCGUCUAUCGAUCCCCACGUGGACGAUUGUUGGAUUUGGGGAGAACGAAUAGUAACCGUGAACGUUCUCGGUGAUUCUGUUUUGACUAUGACUCCUUAUCAUGGUCCGAUAACACGAUAUAAUUUAGACUACGUAUCAAAAUACGAUUCCAUCCUAGAAAAAGACAUGCACAAGACACGAUCUUUAGAUACUGAUGAUAACAUAGUAAUACGAUUACCAAUGCCUGCUAGAUCACUCAUGGUUUUAUAUGGUCCAGCAAGAUAUAAAUGGGAGCAUUCUGUGCUUCGACAGGACAUCACGUCGAGACGCGUUUGUCUCGCCUAUCGUGAACUAACACCUCCGUAUCUCGAAAAUGGAGAACAUCAAGAGGAAGCUUCUGAGAUUUUAAGGCAAGCUUCUCUUUUCUGGUGAUGUUAAUAUGAAAUUAAUAUUUUAAUAAUUGUUGCAUUUAUUUAUAAAAAGAAUAGAUAAUCCUUAAGGAUGUGUAUUAUUUGGCGUGAUAAAUGUAAAUACUGUUUUAAUAGAGUAAAGAUAUUUUAUUCUUAAUAUACAGUGCAUUAAGAAUGUACAGCAAAUAACAUCUCUCUGCAACAGUC
Molecule: messenger RNA, 1322 nt
Organism: Solenopsis invicta (red fire ant)
Lineage: Eukaryota; Metazoa; Arthropoda; Insecta; Hymenoptera; Formicidae
Product: alpha-ketoglutarate-dependent dioxygenase alkB homolog 4-like
Exons: 5
Coding region: 142-1137 (331 amino acids)
Biological process (GO): oxidative demethylation
Molecular function (GO): oxidoreductase activity; demethylase activity
Source: RefSeq, a predicted model, not a curated record